Esox lucius (northern pike) is the source of this 3634-nucleotide messenger RNA. RefSeq names its product protein phosphatase 3, catalytic subunit, alpha isozyme (gene ppp3ca). The transcript has 15 exons. Gene Ontology annotation, molecular function: calmodulin binding; calmodulin-dependent protein phosphatase activity. Gene Ontology annotation, biological process: calcineurin-NFAT signaling cascade. Gene Ontology annotation, cellular component: cytosol; cytoplasm; calcineurin complex. Bases 246 to 1820 code for a protein of 524 amino acids. NCBI's taxonomy places the organism in Eukaryota, Metazoa, Chordata, Actinopteri, Esociformes, Esocidae. The record is from RefSeq and is a predicted model, not a curated record.
ACUUCGCUCUCUCCAUCCUCCCCCACAUGACAGCUAAGCCGCGCAGCAGCCUCCUCAGCAGCAUCCACCCUAACUGGGUAGCAGUAGGCUAGUUACCCCCAGCGCAGGAACAGAAACACUGAGGGGCGCAUCCAAGUGAUGCCACUGCACCAACAGCAUCUCGCAACCGCGAAAACACACAGAGAAUAAACAGUCACUUCUGCAAAGAGGAAUAAAACGCGUUUGCCUCGAGACCGCAACUGCCCAUGAAGAUGUCUAACGCUGACAUGGUCUUAAACGCUACCGAUCGAGUAGUAAAAACCGUGCCCUUCCCCCUGAGUCAUCGCCUCACUUUGAAGGAGGUCUUUGACUGUGAGGGGAAGCCCAGGGUGGACCUGCUCAAAGCCCACCUCACCAAGGAAGGCCGCGUGGAGGAGGCCGUGGCGCUACGCAUCAUUAACGAGGGCGCCGCCAUACUGCGCCAGGAGAAAACCAUGCUGGACAUUGAAGCACCAGUCACAGUGUGUGGAGACAUCCAUGGGCAGUUCUUUGACCUCAUGAAGCUGUUCGAGGUGGGUGGCUCGCCAGCCACGACGCGUUACCUCUUCUUGGGAGACUACGUGGACCGGGGAUACUUCAGUAUCGAGUGUGUUUUGUACCUCUGGUCGCUGAAGAUCCUCUACCCAAAGACGUUAUUUUUACUGCGAGGAAACCAUGAAUGUAGACAUUUGACAGAGUACUUCACCUUCAAACAAGAAUGUAAAAUCAAGUACUCGGAGCAGGUGUAUGAUUCAUGUAUGGAUGCAUUCGACUGCCUUCCCCUGGCUGCCCUCAUGAACCAGCAGUUCCUGUGUGUCCACGGAGGACUGUCCCCGGAAAUACACACCUUAGAUGACAUAAAGAAGAUAGACCGCUUCAAGGAGCCUCCGGCGUUUGGGCCCAUGUGCGAUCUACUGUGGUCAGAUCCUCUGGAGGACUUUGGUAACGAGAAAACCCAGGAGUACUUCAGCCACAACACAGUCCGAGGAUGCUCCUACUUCUACAGUUACCCAGCUGUAUGUGAGUUCCUACAGAACAAUAACUUAUUAUCAGUCAUACGAGCACAUGAAGCUCAAGAUGCCGGCUACCGGAUGUACCGGAAGAGCCAGACCACCGGCUUCCCCUCCCUCAUCACCAUCUUCUCAGCGCCAAAUUACCUUGAUGUUUACAACAACAAAGCUGCUGUGCUGAAGUACGAGAACAACGUGAUGAACAUCCGGCAGUUCAACUGCUCCCCUCACCCCUACUGGCUGCCCAACUUCAUGGACGUAUUUACCUGGUCUCUGCCUUUCGUGGGAGAGAAAGUCACGGAGAUGCUGGUGAACGUGUUGAGCAUCUGCUCCGACGACGAGCUCAUGAAUGAUGGAGAUGACCAGGAGAUCUUCGAUGCCAACGCGGCUGCAGCUCGUAAGGAAGUGAUCAGGAACAAGAUCCGUGCCAUUGGGAAAAUGGCUACUAUGUUCAAAGUGCUUCGGGAGGAAAGUGAGAACGUGUUGACGCUGAAGGGCCUGACGCCUACUGGGAUGCUUCCCAGCGGGGUUCUCUCCGGAGGCAAACAGACCCUACAGAGCGCCACCACCGAGGCCAUCGAAGCCAUCGACACAGAAUCUGAGGACGGAGAAGAUGCAUCGCAUGCAGGGAGAACAGGACACAAGCGACAGAGUGCUAAGCCAUCCGUGGGUUCUCUCCCCAACAUAAGAUCGCCAGCUUCGAGGAGGCCAAGGGCCUGGACCGCAUCAAUGAGCGUAUGCCCCCCCGCAGGGUCGGGGUCAACCACGUGGGACAGUCCAUGGGCAAGAUGAACAUGUCCGAGGCCAACGGCACAGACGACAAUGACAACAGCAACAUCCAGUGAUGCUGCGCCACGCCCCAGAGCCCGUGCCACUGCUGCCCCGUGCGGCAAGACAUCGCCAAACCGUGAUUUAAGGCCUCCGAAUAUAGGACACAACUAAACACACCCACAGACACAACAUGCCAUCCGCAUCUGCUGCUCCUACAUCCAAUUAGAGAAACAAAUCAAAUGUUUAAUCUCUUGUACUAAUGGGUAAGGUGGUUUAUUUUUUGAUGCCAGGUGACCACAAAAGGGGUCCGUGACCGAAGGGUCUGUGGAUUGGGAGGGGGUGGUGGGGUCAGAGGUCAGGGCAGUGACAGGGAGCAGAUAAGGAGAGGCCAGCGGGGCAGGAUGCAGGGAAACUUCUUGGGAGGAGGGCCAGAGUGUGAUACUGUGGGUGUGUCUGCUGUUCCCUCUCAGUCCAAUCACAGACAGAGUGGGCGGGGUUUAGAGUCCAGAGCGCUCUCCGAUGUCUGCUGGAUCCUCAUAAGGUUCUGACACGAGACACUCAAGUACAGAACCCAUACCACACACAUAUUUUACUAUUUUGAUUAAGAGUUUCACUCAUGAACUCAUCUCAUACAGAAAUAAUCUCGCUACUUAAAAUGUUUUGCUACUAGUAUUCAUGAAUACAAAUUUUAAAAAAGAAUCUUGUUUGUAAGAAAGGACAUUUGAAAAGAAAAAACAAUGUAGAUUUUACUACUUGCAAUGCAAUCUUACCUAAGAACUUUUCUUUCUUGAUUUAUUUCCUGGUAAGACGCCAUGAGCCUGCAGGGGAAAGGGGUGUAGGGGUGGCCCAUGGGCUUGACUGUGGCCUCUUCACCAACCAAAGCCACGGUCUGUCAUGAUUAGGUGCUGCAGUCCCAGCUCGUGGUUUACAUUCAGUCACCGCCUACCUGAUUGUUUCUCACCUGCUUGUUACUAACGAGAGAGAAUGCACAUAGUAUGUUAAAUCUGCUUUUGCAGUAAAAAACAAAAAAAACUAAUAUAUAUAUAUAUAUAAUGAAUUAUAAAGAUGGACAAUAACAAAGACAAUGAUUUUUAACAGCAUCUACAGUACGGAACGCAUCAAUGCAUGCAAUUAAGUUCCAUAUUGAUAUGUGAAAUUAUAAUUGUGAUGUGUUUCAAUAUAGUAGACUUGAAUUAUUUCCCUCUUCAAAUUAUAUUUGUAAAGUUCUAUUUAGUUUUUUUAUAUAUUGUUUUUUAUUCUUGCUUCCUUGAUUUCUUUUUGUCCAUUUUCUUCAUCAAUAUUAUUUAAAAUAAAUUAUUACUGUUGAUUUUUUAUUUUUCUAUUAUUUUGCUGUACAGGCACAAAUGCUCUUUUUAAGGUGUGAAGCCUUGUUUUUUUUGUUCUGUUGGUGUACAGACGUUGUUCAAUAGUGUGAAUGAACAUAUUACUCAGUGAAAAGCAACAUUCGGGCUGCCAAAGCAUGAUCGCAUGGUUUGUUCAAAUGUAAACAAAUUGGACACAAUAAAAAUCCUGUGUCUCACUUUUAAAGUAAAAAAAUAUAUUCUCAUUAUUAUUCUUGAUGAUAUUAUUAUUAUUAUUAUUACAACAAUUAAGCUGACCGUUAUUUUUCUUUCCGCUGUUUUCUGAUCCUUGUUUGGUCUAGACGUUGUUGAUUUCAACAAAGAAAUUUCAUGAAUUUUAACUUGUGACAUUUUUUUCUUGUACUUUUCUCUGAAACUAAGUUUUGGCAUUUGACUUCCUAAACGAUACACACAUUGUAAGCAUGCCCUAUGGGACAAAUCACUUUUUUUACUCUUGAAUAAAAUAUGCAUGAA